AUGGAUUCGACAACAGCAACAGCAGAGUUGGGUUGGACAGCACACCCUCCUUCUGGAACCAGUCAGUCUUACUGGGAGGAAGUCAGUGGAUACGAUGAGUCUAUGAACACAAUAAGGACGUACCAAGUCUGCAAUGUGUUUGAAGCCAGUCAGAACAAUUGGUUGCGCACCAAAUAUAUCAAGCGAAAAGGGGCUAAGCGUAUUCAUGUGGAGAUGAAGUUUUCUGUACGGGAUUGUAGCAGCAUUCCCAAUGUUCCUGGCUCUUGUAAAGAGACAUUCAAUCUCUAUUAUUAUGAAUCUAAUACAGAUUCAGCAACCAAGAUAACUCCAUACUGGAUGGAAAAUCCCUGGAUAAAAGUUGAUACGAUUGCAGCAGAUGAAAGUUUUUCCCAGGUGGAUCUGGGAGGGAGGGUGAUGAAAAUCAACACGGAGGUCCGUAGUUUUGGACCAGUGUCAAAGAAUGGCUUUUACUUGGCAUUUCAGGAUUAUGGAGGAUGCAUGUCCCUGAUUGCAGUCAGGGUCUUCUACCGAAUGUGCCCACUGGUGAUCAAAAAUGGGGCAAUUUUCCAGAAGACCCUAUCGGGAGCAGAAAGCACAUCCCUGGUAGUGGCUCGUGGGACCUGUAUUCCGAAUGCUGAGGAAGUGGAUGUGCCCAUCAAACUGUACUGUAAUGGAGAUGGCGAGUGGAUGGUCCCAAUUGGCCGCUGCAUGUGUAAAGCUGGCUACGAGUCUGUGGAGAAUGGCACUGUGUGCCAAGGUUGUCCAUCUGGAUCAUUUAAACCAAACCAAGGAGAGGAACCCUGUUUGAGCUGCCCAAUCAACAGCAGGACCACAUCUGAAGGUGCCACAAACUGUGUUUGUCGAAAUAAAUACUAUCGGGCAGACACCGACCCAUUAGCAAUGCCGUGCACAACGACACCCUCAGCCCCAUUGGGAGUUAUCUCCAGUGUGAAUGAAACAUCCCUGAACUUGGAAUGGUCUGCUCCUCAUGAGACAGGUGGCCGGGAGGAUGUGGUUUACAAUGUGAUCUGUAAGAGUUGCAAUGCAGGCCGCAGCACCUGCACUCGAUGUGGAGACAAUGUGCAGUUUGUGCCACGUCAGUUGGGUUUGACUGAGCCUCACGUUUACAUCAGCGAUCUGCUUGCCCACACACAGUAUACCUUCGAGAUCCAGGCUGUGAAUGGAGUGUCAGAUCAGAGUCCUCAUCCACCUCAAUUUGCAGCUGUCAAUAUUACCACCAAUCAAGCUGCUCCAUCUACAGUGUCAUUUAUACACCAAGUGAGUCGUACAGUGGACAGUGUUACACUAUCCUGGUCUCAGCCUGACCAGCCCAAUGGAGUGAUCCUGGACUAUGAACUCCAGUAUUAUGAAAAGGAUCAAAGUGAGCACAAUUCUUCAACUGUGAAGAGCCAGACAAACACAGCCACCAUCCGCAGCCUCCGCGCUGGCACCAUCUAUGUUUUCCAAGUGCGAGCACGGACAGUGGCCGGUUUUGGCCAAUACAGUGGGAAGAUGUAUUUUCAGACAAUGACAGAAGCUGAAUACCAGAGUAGUCUGCAAGAAAAGCUUCCUCUCAUCAUUGGAUCAGCAGCAGCUGGGCUCGUCUUCAUAAUUGCUGUUGUAGUCAUAUUGAUCGUUUGCAACAGGAGACGAGGUUUUGAGCGGGCAGAUUUGGAAUACACAGAUAAACUACAACAUUACACGAGUGGCCAUGUGACACCUGGUAUGAAGAUCUAUAUUGAUCCAUUCACUUAUGAAGAUCCCAAUGAGGCUGUGAGGGAAUUUGCCAAAGAGAUUGACAUAUCCACUGUGAAGAUUGAACAGGUCAUUGGUGCAGGAGAAUUUGGAGAGGUUUGCAGUGGGCAUCUCAAAUUACCUGGGAAAAGAGAGAUUUUUGUGGCCAUCAAGACCUUAAAAUCUGGUUAUACAGAGAAACAAAGACGGGACUUCCUGAGUGAAGCAAGCAUCAUGGGACAGUUUGAUCAUCCCAAUGUCAUCCAUCUAGAAGGGGUUGUCACCAAAAGCAACCCGGUCAUGAUUAUUACAGAAUUCAUGGAGAAUGGAUCAUUGGACUCCUUCCUCAGGCAAAAUGACGGACAAUUUACAGUUAUCCAACUUGUUGGCAUGCUUCGUGGAAUUGCUGCUGGGAUGAAAUAUUUGGCAGACAUGAGCUAUGUGCACAGAGAUCUGGCUGCUCGUAAUAUUCUCGUCAACAGCAACCUUGUAUGUAAGGUUUCCGAUUUUGGACUGUCCAGGUUCCUAGAGGAUGAUACAUCAGAUCCAACAUACACAAGUGCUUUGGGAGGGAAAAUUCCAAUACGGUGGACAGCACCAGAGGCCAUUCAGUACCGGAAGUUCACAUCAGCCAGUGAUGUCUGGAGUUAUGGCAUAGUCAUGUGGGAAGUGAUGUCAUAUGGGGAGAGACCUUACUGGGACAUGACCAAUCAAGAUGUGAUCAACGCUAUUGAACAAGACUAUCGUCUGCCACCACCCAUGGACUGCCCAACAGCUCUCCAUCAAUUAAUGCUUGAUUGCUGGCAGAAGGAUCGCAACAAUAGGCCCAAAUUUGGGCAGACUGUGAAUACCUUGGAUAAAUUGAUCAGAAAUCCAAAUACUCUAAAAGCUGUGACUCCUCUGACUUCAGGGGUAACCCUCCCAUUACUGGACCGCACAGUUCCUGAUUUUUCCAGCUUCAACACAGUUGCCGAGUGGUUGGAGGCCAUUAAGAUGGGUCAAUAUAAAGAUAACUUUUCUAAUGAAGGCUUCACGUCAUUUGACCAUGUGUCUCAAAUGACAUCAGAGGAUAUCCUUCGGGUUGGUGUUACCUUGGCAGGACAUCAAAAGAAAAUUUUGAACAGUAUUCAGAUGAUGCAAGCACAGAUGAAUCAAAUUCAGUCAGUGGAAGUCUGAUAGCAACUAUAGUCUGCUUGACUAUAUCCAUACUAUGGUUCUGAAUGAGCUUAAUUCAGGAAGCAAUGACUAAAUACAACUGGGAUCUUCACCAUGCAAAGUCCUUCUGAGAACUUAAUGAAGAUUAGAAUAGCUCCUGAAGAAAUGAGAAUGAUCUUUGAUAUGAGAAAGCCCUUCAAAAGGGUUCAAUGAACAAGAGUGCAACUAUACCAGGAGCCACAUAAUUAAGUCAGAUUAAUCUAAAUCAACAGAUUCCUUCUGUCAUUGUAGUCACUCAAAGAUCUUUAAUUGUCUUUUCCCACCAACAAGCAUACAACAGA
Molecule: messenger RNA, 3230 nt
Organism: Hemiscyllium ocellatum (epaulette shark)
Lineage: Eukaryota; Metazoa; Chordata; Chondrichthyes; Orectolobiformes; Hemiscylliidae
Product: ephrin type-B receptor 2
Exons: 16
Coding region: 1-2910 (969 amino acids)
Biological process (GO): protein phosphorylation; cell surface receptor protein tyrosine kinase signaling pathway; axon guidance
Cellular component (GO): neuron projection; plasma membrane
Molecular function (GO): transmembrane-ephrin receptor activity; protein binding; ATP binding
Source: RefSeq, a predicted model, not a curated record